UUUGGAAGGUGGGGCUGGGUUCUAUUUGUGCUGCGUAGCUGUUGCUGGUCUAGUCCUCGCUAGUGACCGCUUCAGCCACUCCAGGACAAAGACAAAAGUCGCCACACCAGGAAAAUGGCUGACGGAUUUUCUCUUAAUGAUGCCUUAUCUGCAUCUGGACAUCCAAACCCACAAGGUUGGCCCCAAGGUCCUUGGGGAAACCAGCCCGCUGGUACUGCAGCAUACCCAGGAUAUCCUGGAGCCUACCCUGGUGCAGGAGCACCUGGGGCCUACCCUGGUGCAGGAGCACCUGGGGCCUACCCUGGUGCAGGAGCACCUGGGGCCUAUCCUGGUUCAGGAGCACCUGGGGCCUAUCCUGGUUCAGGAGCACCUGGGGCCUACCCUGGUCCAACAGCGCCUGGAGCCUAUCCAGCUCCAGGACAGCCUAGUGCUCCUGGAGCUUAUCCGCAUUCAGGGACCAUGGGUGGACCAACAGCUCCUAUGGGAGGCCCACUGAUGGUGCCUUAUGAUCUUCCCUUGCCAGGAGGAAUUAUGCCUCGCAUGCUAAUAACCAUUAUCGGCACAACAAAACCCAAUGCAAACAAACUUACGUUGGAUUUCAAGAAAGGGAAUGAUGUGGCCUUCCACUUCAAUCCUCGCUUCAAUGAAGGUGGCAGACGAGUAAUUGUCUGUAAUUCAAAAUUCAGCAAUAACUGGGGAACGGAGGAAAGACAUGCUACAUUCCCAUUUGAAGCUGGCAAGCCAUUCAAAAUUCAAGUUCUCAUUGAGGCUGAUCAUUUCAAGGUUGCAGUCAAUGAUGCCCACUUGUUGCAGUACAAUCAUCGAAUGAAAAAUUUCCAUGAGAUCAACAAGCUGGGCAUUUCUGGUGAUGUUAACCUUACCAACACCUCAUAUACUAUGAUAUAAAUUUGAAGGAUCAGAAAUACUUUUAAAGGAAUUUUCCUGUAAAACAUAUUCUUAAGCGCUUCCUGCUUGUUAUGGGAGAAAUUUUAAAGGUACCAAUACUCCAUUAUUUUCUUUGUCAUAGCCAUACAAAAUUUAAUAAAUGUUCUUUCACUAAGUAUAA
Messenger RNA from Vombatus ursinus (common wombat), 1066 nucleotides. RefSeq names its product galectin 3 (gene LGALS3). The record is from RefSeq and is a predicted model, not a curated record. Gene Ontology annotation, molecular function: carbohydrate binding; IgE binding; laminin binding. Bases 115 to 906 code for a protein of 263 amino acids. Gene Ontology annotation, biological process: negative regulation of extrinsic apoptotic signaling pathway; positive regulation of calcium ion import; positive chemotaxis. NCBI's taxonomy places the organism in Eukaryota, Metazoa, Chordata, Mammalia, Diprotodontia, Vombatidae. The transcript is spliced from 6 exons. Gene Ontology annotation, cellular component: immunological synapse; nucleus.